Calidris pugnax (ruff) is the source of this 1577-nucleotide messenger RNA. It is a transcript of the gene BATF3, whose product is annotated as basic leucine zipper transcription factor, ATF-like 3. Gene Ontology annotation, cellular component: nucleus. The transcript has 3 exons. NCBI's taxonomy places the organism in Eukaryota, Metazoa, Chordata, Aves, Charadriiformes, Scolopacidae. Gene Ontology annotation, molecular function: RNA polymerase II cis-regulatory region sequence-specific DNA binding; DNA-binding transcription factor activity, RNA polymerase II-specific. The coding region runs from base 101 to 415 and encodes 104 amino acids. Gene Ontology annotation, biological process: regulation of transcription by RNA polymerase II. The record is from RefSeq and is a predicted model, not a curated record.
GAAAAUCGCUGUAUCCCGGCCCCCGCGCCGUGUCCUCCCGUCCGAGCCGGCUUGUCACGGCGGCGGAGGGAGAGGGAGAGCACGCCACGGCCCGAAGCCCAUGUCGCAGCAGGAGCGGCCGGGGAGUCACGAAGAAGAUGACAGGAAGGUAAGGAGGAGAGAAAAAAAUCGAGUUGCUGCCCAGAGGAGCCGGAAGAAGCAAACUCAGAAAGCAGACAAACUUCACGAGGAAUAUGAGUCUCUUGAGCAAGAAAAUACCUCCCUGAAAAGAGAAAUCGGAAAGCUAACAGAUGAAAUGAAACACUUGAGUGAAGUGUUGAAGGAUCAUGAAAAGAUCUGUCCACUAUUGCACUGCACCAUGAACUUUGUGACCGUACCAAGGCCCGAUGCACUCACCAGCUGCCUGCCAAGAUGAGAGCUCUCCUUGAUCGCCUUUAAAUGUGAUGGGUGAAAGUGCCAUUAACAGCGGAGAUUUGAAGAACUGCCUACUUAUGGUGCAGGUCUUCCAUCGAAGAGGGCUGGACUCAACCACACAGCUCUUCUCCGCGUUGAAGUGUUAUAGCCUUCUGAAUCUCAGGAAAAACACCAGUACGGAAAAUAGACAAUUUGAAAUGCGACUUCUUGUUUGGUUGAAUCUUUGAGCCACGAUUUUGCAUUCAGAAAUGUCAAAGCACGGUGCAGCCCACCAUCGCGCAAUGGAAUGUAGACAGGGAAAAGUACCAACCUUGGGCUGGGAUGCCUUUCUCCCACACGUCCACUGCCAGUAACCCUUUGUCACUUGUCAUCCAUCUGUAUCGCAUUCUAGCUGCUGGGUUUUUUUUUCUCUAAGCAGGUUUGGUUAAUAAAAGAGAUGUUCUAUGUUUACCAUGUUCUCCACCUUCUUCAACAAUCAGUGCCUUUAUAACAUCUCUACUUUUUCAUUACUGGCAAAAUCCAAACUCUAAUGCUAAUCUUCUCGUCAGUUGUCUUAUUUGCUUAUCUCCUCUUUGGAAGUGUGCAUAACAAAUGAGUUUUCCCAAUCUUUAUUUCUUUAAUAACCCAGAUAGUCAGCCCUGCUGAUUUCUGCAGUGCUUUAUAUCCUAAAAUAUGGCUCAGCCAAUUUCUAAUGGUGAUUGGUUUGCUUUUCUUCCACCCAGAGCAGACAGAGUUUGCUGGUUCUACAUGUUUUAUAAAGCAGGUUUUAAAACUUACUGUUUUAAUACACCUGCUGGAAAUUAACAAAUCUUGAUCCUUCAUCUUGCAUAUUGCUUCUGGUAAAUGAUAUCCUUGGAUAGAACAAAUUGAGUUUAGCUAAGUAUUUUGUUCUAUGUCCACACUGAAGAACAUUAUGUUUCCUUUAAUCUUUUUCUUUUUUUUUUUCUUCACAAAAAGGAACAAUUAUGACAAUGUUAGUGAGAAAUAUGCCAAAAAAAAAAAGUGUUUACUUUCUCUGAAGAUUCUUAGUAGUGUCAAGCUCUAGGAAUGUGAAUGCUGUAGCCUGGGAUCCAGCAAAGAGUGUUUUUCUUGCAGUAUUUCCCAGUCAAAGAGCACCUUUAGAUAAUAAAGAGCUCCAUUCCUUUGCCAACUCUCUCACGUCA